Monoraphidium neglectum is the source of this 1746-nucleotide messenger RNA. RefSeq lists its product as hypothetical. The record is from RefSeq and is a predicted model, not a curated record. The transcript has a single exon. Lineage: Eukaryota; Viridiplantae; Chlorophyta; Chlorophyceae; Sphaeropleales; Selenastraceae. The coding region runs from base 1 to 1746 and encodes 581 amino acids.
AUGGCAGCGGCGGGGGACCCCUACCAGCUCACGCCGCGCGCCGUCGGCGCGCUGCUGCCCGCCCUAGCGGCCACCGGCCACGACCCGGGCCCGCUCUGGCUCGCGGCGGCCUCGGCGGCGCUGCACUUCCGCCGCGAGGCGGCGCACCGCCGCGACGUCGUGGCGGCGCUGUCGGCGCUCGCGGCGCUGCGCCACGCGCCGGCGCCGGCCGUCGUCUCGGACCUGCUGGCACGCCUGCAGGGCAGCCGCGAGAACGUGUCGCGCCUGCGGGGCGCCGAGCUCGUUGAGCUGCUCGCAGCGCUGAAGCGCAUGCGGUACCGGCCGUCGAGGACGUUCCUGCGUCUGCUCAUGGAGGCAGCCGUCGAGAAGCUGCCCCGCAUGACCGCCGCGCAGCUGGCGGCGCUGCUGCGCGGCUUGUCGUGGGCGGGUGCGCGGCCGGGCGCGGCGUGGGGGCGGGAGUUUGUGCGACGCAGCUGGGCGGUGCUCCCGGGCGCGGGGCCGGGCGCGCUGGCGGACCUGCUGCACUUUGCGCUGCUGCUGCGGCUGCAGCCGCAUCCGCGGUGGGCGCACGACUGCCUGGCGCUGCUGCGGGACGCGCAGCGCACCGCGCUGUCGCAGCGGCGGGUUGCAAUGCGCACACGUACGGCGGCGGAUGAGGCGGCCCACACAGCAGCAGCGGGACCGGACAGUUUGCAGCAGCAGCAGCAGCAGCAGCAGCAGCAGCAGCUGGCGCAGCAGCCGACGCCGCCGGAGGACUCGCAUCAGCAGCAUUGGCGUUGGCCCGACGAUUGCGACGGCAGCGGCAGCCGCGACGUACCUGGCGCGCCGCCCCUGCUGACGCCGCACCAGAUCGCGCUGUCCGCCCACGCGCUGGCGCUGCUGCCCCAGGGCGGCCAUGUGGCGGCCAGCCACCGGCAGUUCCUGUGCGCUUGCAUCGGCGCUCUGCAACCGCGGGCGGCGCAGCUGCCGCUGCGGGAGCUGUCAUACCUUCUGUACGCGGUGGGGCGGCUGCGCAUGGAGGUGCCGCAGGGUUGGCUCCAGGAGGCGCUCGAGCAGGUGCAUUUGCUCACUGCUCGGGGGCCUGUGGCAGGUGAACCGCGCAUGCCGCAGCUGCAGCAUCGCCAUCAGCAGCAAGAGCGGCAGCAGCAGCAGCAGGAGCAGCAGCAUCAGCAGGUGGUGAUGGGAAAGCAGCAGCAGGCGCCGCCGCCCAGACAGCAGCGAGGGCGCUCACGCCUGGCGCAAGCGGCGGACGAAGACGCGCCGGCAGCGGAGGAGCUCGCGGCUGCGUUUUCCCUCAUGGCCCACUUUUCGGCCGCCGCGGAGCCCCAGUGGGUGCACGGUGCGCUGGAGGCCACAGCCGCGGUCCGGCACCAGCUCAGCGAUGAGGCCCUGGUGCAUACGCUGGUCGGCUGCGCUGCGCUGGAGCUCAGCACCAACCCGCCCCCUGACAGGGCCCGAGCGGCCGCUGCUGACCCCAGCGGCAGCGCCAGCGGCGGCGCAGGCGCGGCGGCGGCGCUGCUCCGGCUCAUGUCCGCACGGCUUGCGUCGCAGGCAGCCGCGCGCGACAUGGUGCGGCUGUCCAAGGUGGCGCGGCUGCUGCAGGCGCACUGGCAGCGCGGGUUCCCUGCCUGGUACCACGACCUGCAGGAGCAGGCGCGCCAGGCGCUGGCGAGCUGCGCCUCUGAUGCAGCCAGCCAGCCGGCGCGGCGGUUCGUCGGCCGCGCGCCUGACACGCGUGGCUUGUGA